AGGGUAGCAUUUUUACAUUACUUACUAACACUUUAGAAUGAAUAUAUUGAACGUUCACACUGGAAAUUGUUCAUGAGGACAAGUCAACAGUGCACUUGCACUAUAUUUCAAGAUGCAACACACGCAUGCGAAUUAAAACUUAAAUAGCAUUGCGGAUCAGCCCAGCAUGCGGGCAAGAGUCUCUCUCUCUCUCUCUCUCUCUUCCAUCGCAGCUCUAGGACCCAGGAGAAUAACUCGCAGGACAGUUUAUUUUUUUAUUAUUUGAGUGAUGAAAAGAACCUGCUCGCAGAAGACUAAGGGGACUGUGCAAGUCAACUGACUAGUGUGGAUAGUCAUCGCGCCGCAAAAAGCCAGAAAAAAAGAGAAAAAUAAUUAUAUAUAUCACCUAUACAAUCCACUCGAGGAAGAUCGUCCCCCUUUUUUUUCCUUCCAAUCCCUCCCUCCCCAGACCCCCUCUCCCAGACACAGAGUCCGUAUUCAGAGCACCGGUACUCGGUUGGAGGAGCGCGUUUGGAUAACGGGAGGUUUCUGGAGAUCACCGAAUAGGGCAGCCGCGUAGUGCGCACUGUCUAAUUAACCGAUCAGUCAAUCAAACGUUCAGUCAAUAAACCAACCGUGUCGCAGCAAGAAGCCUCCUUCUCAUCCGCCUGCUCGAAUCGAACCGAUUUCUUUAAAAAUAGCGCAAAAGGUUGAUUUGAAAGAUUGUUCAACGAGGAUUGCUGCAAAUGUGCCGUUCGCGCGCUCGACGAUCUCAAUGACAACACGGUUUCUUACUGACGGAAACACUUUUUGCCUUUGGAAACAGGAGAGCGACACGCAAGUCUGUUUGUGUCACGUUACUGCUGCUGGGACACUCUGAGUGACUUGUUAUAUUUCAAACAGGCUAUCAAAUAGUUGAGGCUGUCGCUGGAGUCGUGAUCAGCGGGAAUGAGACUGAGGGAAUCUGCCGCGGCUCGGAGAACUGGGCUGGCUUUCGCUCGGGAACUACAAAGCUAGAUAUACAACUUUUGUUUUAGACUUUAUCUUUCUAUAUGGAGCGAUCGGCAUCGCUGGACAUCGAGGUGCUGAAGAUGACUCAGGAGCAGUAUAUCCUGGCAUCUCAGCCAAACCCCCUCCAAAGGCCAGGAUGUGCUACUGUGUACCCGGUGGGGAUUUAUGGAUGGCGAAAGCGCUGUCUCUAUUUCUUCAUUCUCCUCCUCCUCGUCACCAUGAUCGUCAACCUAGCCUUGACAAUCUGGAUUCUAAAGGUCAUGAACUUCACCGUGGAUGGCAUGGGAACUCUUCGCGUAACCAAAGAGGGCAUCAGAUUAGAGGGAGUGUCUGAGUUCCUCCUUCCACUCUAUGUGAAAGAGAUCAACUCCAGAAGAGGCAGUCCUCUGGUCUUACAGUCAGACCGCAAUGUGACGGUGAAUGCACGAAAUAACCUUGGCCAGCUGACAGGACAACUCACUGUGGGCUCUGAGAUGGUAGAAGCCCAGUGUCAGCGGUUCGAAGUGAGAAGUAGUGAUGGUGAGAGAGUUCUCUUCUCUGCUGAUGAAGAGGAGAUCAGUAUUGGCACAGACAAACUGAGAGUCACAGGCAAUGAGGGAGUUGUGUUUAGCCAUUCAGUGGAAACAUCACAUGUUCGAGCUGAACCAUUCCAAGACCUGAAGCUAGAGUCCCCGACGAGGACACUGACACUGGAGGCACCUAAAGGUGUUGAAGUCAACGCGGGAGUAGGGGAAUUCAAAGCUUCUUGUAGGAAAGAUCUCACUUUAGAGUCUUCAGAAGGAGAGAUCUUUCUAAACGCAAACUCAAUCCGUCUUGGAAAUCUUCCACACGGGAGAGUGGACACAUUGCUCGGUCCAGGGACCACGUACCCCAAACAGACUGUGUACGAGGUGUGCGUAUGUCCCAGCGGCAAGUUAUAUCUGUCUCCGGCAGAAAGCUCCUCCACCUGCCAGACGACAAACAGUGUGUGUCUCUGGAGCUGAGAAAGGUGGGUGGGCCAUGGACCUCCCAGCACCAGAAAGGCCUUCCUUCACCUUUCCACUCCUGCUCCUUCCCUUCCUCCUCUCCUCUGACCUCAGUCCUAUCUCAAUCCUAUCUUUUUAACCACCCAUUCAUCCCCGCUGUCCAUUCGUCCAUCCAUUUGACUAAUCAGUUUCUAUCUGUCUGUCUGUCUAUCUAUCUGUCUAGCAAUUUAGCUAGCUGUCUGUCAUAAAAGCAUAUAUCUGUAUGUCUGUGUGUCAGUCUGUCUAUCUAUCUAGGUACCUGUCUAUCAUAAAAGCAACCUUGUGUCUGUCUGUCUGUCUGUCUGUCUGUCAGUCAGUUUGUCUAUCUGUCUGUCUAACUGUCUUUCAUAAAAGCAACUGUUUGAUAGUCAGUCAGUCUAGCUACAGUAUCUAGCUGUCUAUCAAAAAAAAAGCAACCAUCUGUCAGUGAGUCAGUUUGUCUAGCUAGCUAGCUGUUUAUCAUAAAGACAUAUAUCUGUUUGACUAUUUAUCUAGGUUGACCAUACAAGCUCUUUUUCCCAGACAUGUCCUGACCAGGAUUUCUAAAUUGCCUAAAAUAUCCAGAUUUAGACUUUUUUUUCCUGUUUUCAUACUUGCUUGACCAAUACCAUGCAGGCAAUGUACAUAAUCGAUCGGUCAUGGCUCAUGGGAAGGUAUGAAAAACGUGUAUAUAGUAGGUGUGCUCGACUUGAGUGACACUGCACAGACCGAUCAGUCUAUGACAUCAAAGUACCCCAAGAGAGAUUCAAAAGCAUAAGGAGCCAUCUGCUCUCUAUAGCUCUCAUGGUACUUUGGUGUCAUACACAAUCGGUCAAACACAUUAUUUUAGGCAAUUUAGAAAUCAUGGCCAGGACGUGUCCGGGAAAAAGGGCAUGGAUGGUCAACCUAGUUUAUCUGUGUGGCUGUCAGUCAGUCAGUCUGGCUAGCUAGCUAGAUGGUUGCCGUGAUUUGGCGUAGUAAUACAUGUUCCAGGAUCAACAUCUUUUGAUCAUCCUGGAUCAACAUUAUUGUCCAAAAAUAUAGACUUAACCCAAUCCCUACCCCUAAACCUAACCCUACCCAUAAUUUAUUCCUAAAAUCAGUGGGAAAUGAUAGCUGAUUAACAAGAGUGUAGAAGCACCUAACCCUGAUUUAAAUCUAAAACGUUAUAAAAAGUUAGAUCUCAAUUUUGAUUGGAUGAUUUAAAUGUUGUUUCAGGAUCAACAAGGAUGUUGAUCCAGGAACAUGUUGUACUUAGUGAAAUCAUGCUAACCCUAGCUAGAUGUCUUUCAUAAAAGCAUCUGUCAGUCACAGGGUGGCCAUAUGCGCCGUUCAUAUGGGACACGUCCUGGACAGGAUUUUAAUAUUGCCUAAACAUCUAAAGCGGUUUAACCAAUAACAUGCAGGUAUUGUACAUAAUCGACCAAUCGUGGGGCUGUGCGUGAGAAGGUGAGAUCUACAGGGAACGAUCAAGCAUUGCAAAUAUGUGCAUGUGUUUGUUCGUUUUUUUGACUUGAAGCUUCGCUGCACGCCGAUCAAAAAAGACAUCAAAGUAGGUGCAAGAGUGAUUCAAAGGCAUAAGAAUCCUUCUACUUUGCUCUCUAUAGCCCUCAUGAAUAUCACACAACGAUCGACCUGCACAGUGCAAACAGCCUAUUAAAAUCUUGGCUUGAAUGUGUCGUGUAUGAAUGGCGCAUAUGGCCACCCCAUUCAGUCAGUCAGUCUGUCUGUCUGUCUGUCUGUCUGUCUGACUGACCCCAUGUCUUUCUCACAGUGACUAUCACUUUCUCCCUUUUUUGUCAUUUUUUCUUUGUCUUCUUUGUUCUUUCUCUUCCUCUUUCAAUUUCUCCUCUUUCCCAUCUUCCUCUUCCCCUUUGUCCUCUCAAGCAGAAUUCAGGAAUCAUAAGACGUAUCUUGGCUCAGUUGAAGCUGCAUCUUCCCAAUCUGUAAAUGGAGCAGAAAUUCUCAUUUUGUGUGUGUGUGUGUGUGUUUUGUUGUUCUUAUUUUUGUAUGCGCGUCUGACCAAGUGGAGGAUUGUGAAUGUGUGCUGCCUGGGACACUGGACUGCACUCGUGAAUGAGCACACACACAGCGACCUGCAAAUGAGUGCGUGUUUUUCUAAAGAAGAUACAAAGGUGCCUUUGCUACUGUUAGUAAAGCACAUCACCUGCUACUGUCUUUCCACCUGCAGUUAAACUAACCUCCUCUAGGAAAACCGACUGUACGAACCCUCUCUUUUCUUUUAGUUCAAGGGUCAAAAAAGAUACUACGAUAAACAGAAAGAAAACAUAAACUUACUUUCCUCUUGGAUGUUUCUUUUUGGAAGAAAAGCACAAGAAUAUGCCAUGUAUAUAACAACAUUAAUCAAUAAUAAUAAAAAGAGAAAGUUUAUUUUAAGAAUUUUGUAUUCAAGAAUGCUUGAUAAUGUUUCUUUUUUAUUGUUUAGGUCUCAUGGACAUGUUUACAUGUACUAUGGUGAGGUAAUGUUUUUUUUUUUUUUUUACUCUUUAACUGUUAUCAACCAAAUUUAAUUGUUGGAUUGUGUUUAGGUCUUAACUAAAAUUGAUCCUGCCAGUCAAAAAGAGGUGCUGUAAUCUUUUCCCAACUCUAUGGUUGUGUUUAUUUUAUUUAAAAAUUGUGUGUAUGUGUGUCUUUUUUAUUCCCUCCGCGUGAUGUAGUGCAGAAAUCAAUACUGCAAGUCCAUUAUUAAUCGUCAUUGAUACAUUUAUGUGUUAUUUACUGUUUUAAGUGUUUCUGUCCAUGGACCACUGCACUUGGGUAAAUUAAAAUAUGAUUUAGAGGGUCAUUUCUACAAAACAUUUUCACGGUGAAUGAAAAGUAAACUGCCAAUAUGGAAUAACCAUUCAUCGUGUUCUGUCUGGAAAAGUAUAUACAGUCAUGAGAAAGAGUUUUGACCCAUUUGGAAUUAUUUGCAUUUGAAAAAAAAAAAAAAUGUAAUCAUGCAAGAAUAGCUCCUAAAAUAUAAUUUCAUAGUAAUAAAUUAAGUGAUAAUCAAAAAUUCAUAACAGUUCUAAUUCAUAAGCAACAUGCACAAAUUUAGGAGCCAUUCAUGUGGAAAUCUAAUUCCAAAGAGGUUUGCAAACAGUAAUCCAAUAACACUUGUGUUUAUGGCUGUCAUCAACCUCAUUAUGACACAUGAAACAUUGCCGUUUGAAAAUUUUGAGCAUUUUCUUCAGAUGCGAGAGACAUGACAUGGUAUGUUUGGCAACAGGAGACAAAAGGUGAACAAUAAAAGGAUCACGCCUGUAAUAACUGAAGCAUACCUUUAAUUUUUUUAAUGUCAAAGACCUGUAAAAAGAUAUCUGAGCAAAAUAUUUCCUCAUAAACAUUCUAAAUAUGGAAGAAAUUCUGAAUGGGGUAAUACAAUAGUACGAGGUGCUUAGCAUCAAAUGGACUGUUUAUUUAUGUCUGUGUUUUUGUUCUGUAGGAGAGAAGAUUUCUUAAACGAAAACAAAGAUAUAUUUUCUUAUAAAUUCUAUGCAAUGUGUUUGUAAGAUUGCUCUGAGGUUGGAAUAUCAUUCAGUUAUAUAAGAGGUCGAAAAUAAUGUCCUAGAUUUUCUUUUCGUCAUAUCUCCAGUAUUAUAACACUCAAAAUAAACUGGCUCGUGAAAUGAUUUGAAAAUAAUAAAAAAUAAACAUGAAAUGAUGAACACAUGCAAAUGUGUUUAUUUGGGAUAUUAAAUAUCUAUAUUGGGGAGAUGAAACCUAAGCACUGUCUUUGCAUUCGUUCACAUGCUAUGCUAUUUCUCACCAAUUUUAGUGACAUUGACAUUUGGCAGAGUCCAGGGGAGUUGAUGUAUUUCCUGUGAAGAAAAGUAAGGACAUUUGUUGCAACAUCUCCCUGUCUCUGUCUUUUUAUUUCUUUAUUUUCUGUCCAUUUUCUAUCAAUUUUUGACUAGAAUGGGCAGAGGCAGGCUUUGAGGCUUUUGGAUCAAAUUUACCAUGAAAUAGAACAUCUUCAUAAAAGGAUGAGGUCAGUGCUUUGGUUAGGACUCGUUCCUCUGGCACCUCUACUCUCAUUUAGAAAAGCAGAGAGGUCUUAUAAAGCUUACGAACUCUGGGAGAGAAGCUAAACAUCUGAGGGGAGUGAGUGCCAUAAAAAGCCUAUUCAUUCUUCACUGUAUUUUGUGCUUAUAAAUUCUGGCCUGAUAUUAAAAACGUGUUUUGAGUGUAAAACAAACACUUUUUUAUUUCUAAAACAUGUGUACUCACUGUCACUGCACUUUAUUUACCCUUUUAUGUGUUCUGAAAUGAGAUUUGAAGGUGAAAUAUGAUUAAAUCUGUUUCCAAGGGCUUUGAAAACAAACUUUGUUGAGUCUUGACAUGCAGAUUCAUCACAAAUUCAAUGUGAGCUUUAUUCUUAUUGUGUAUUACCAUCUGUACUACAGUGUUUGGAUGUUGAAAAAUAUUUUUUUUUUAAAUAGAUUUCCUAAAAUAUGAGUAACUUUUUUAGGACAAAACAGCUGUUAACUGGGUUCACUUGGAUUGAAUAUCAUCUAAGAAGAUUGCCUAUAUUUAAUUGUAGUUGUAUUCUUCUCUAAAUAAUGAAUGUUUAUGAGAUUCCUCGUUGAUAUUCAGAAGGGAUAAACACAUUGAGGUAGAUGAACGAUUCACAAUUCACAGGAGGCAAAUUAAUGAAAUCAAAUAUACACACACAAACACUUUACUGUUCUCAGUUUUCACCAUCAUUCUCCCCUUUGUCAUUUUCAGUGGACA
This is a messenger RNA of Carassius carassius (crucian carp), 6710 nucleotides long. Its product is annotated as zeta-sarcoglycan-like. Lineage: Eukaryota; Metazoa; Chordata; Actinopteri; Cypriniformes; Cyprinidae. The coding region runs from base 1032 to 1973 and encodes 313 amino acids. Gene Ontology annotation, cellular component: sarcolemma; sarcoglycan complex. Gene Ontology annotation, biological process: cardiac muscle tissue development; heart contraction. The record is from RefSeq and is a predicted model, not a curated record. The transcript has 8 exons.